Molecule: messenger RNA, 2980 nt
Organism: Argiope bruennichi
Lineage: Eukaryota; Metazoa; Arthropoda; Arachnida; Araneae; Araneidae
Exons: 2
Coding region: 675-2879 (734 amino acids)
Source: RefSeq, a predicted model, not a curated record
CGAACGAAGUGAGCGGUGAAUAAAACGUUAUGGUGUUUACCUUCUGAUUAUGGAAUUUUCUUAAAUAAUUACUCAAAACAACUCAGCAUAUAAUCUUAGUCAGAUUGUGCAAGUUAUAAGUUUUAAUGCAAUUUUUGAUGCAUAUGAAAAGUAUUUCGAAAUCAGAGAUAGAGUACAGGCAAUCAGCGGAGUUUAUUUCCCUUUUUAUUAAUAAUGCUGCGUUUUAUUGCCAUUCUAUCCUGGUGAAUAACUCUUUUAGAAUUUAAAAUAAAUAUAUUGAGAAAUAGAAUCUGACAUCUGAGUCUAUGACUAUAAAACUCAUUCUUUUCGCAAGCUAUUUCGGCAAAUGUUAGAUAUUUUCUGCUAUGAGUGAUCAGAAACAGAUAUUUUGGAGAUGAAUAAAGAAAGUGAAAGAUUGUGUCGCACAUCGAAAUAGCGUUUAACGAAUUUUGAAGAAAUCACUUGUAUAAGAAGGUGUUGCUAAUGCAUCAUAAAACAACAAUAGAACUUUUAUAAAAAGAAUCUGAAAAUAAUAUUGUUACAAUAAAAUUUAGAAAAUAGUCCAGAAAAGCAUUGUGGAGACUGCAUUUGCUAAACACAUUGAAGGUGAAUCUACAAAUAUUUGAUACAAGAAAUAAAAGGCGUACGAUAGUUUCGGAUCAGAACUAAACAAAAUGAAUCUGUCUAUUCGACUUUCUCUAUUUAGCUUUGUGGCUUUCAUCAUGCAAAUUAAAUUUGGUGUGGCACAAGUUGCAACUCCAUGGGGGAGUACGCAGCUAGCAGAAGGUUUUAUUACUAAUUUUCUAAGAAUCAUUGCACGUAGUGGUGCAUUCUCUCCUAACCAAUUAGAUGAGAUGUCCUCUAUCCCAAAAACACUGAUAGAAGCAAUGGAAAAAUUUAGUAGCAGUAAUACAAGUUCAAAAAUAAAAUUCCAAGCUCUAAAUAUGGUAUUUGCUUCUGCAAUGGCCGAAAUAACUGCCGAAGGAGGAAGUGCGAAUAUAGAAUUAAAAGUUGGUGCGAUUGAAAAUGCUCUCAAUUUCGCAUAUAAAGAGACAAUGGGUGUAGUAAAUGCACAAUUUGUCAAUGAUAUCAAAAGCUUAAUAUAUACCUUAGCUCACACGACAGCAAAUGGAGUAUCAACUGCAUCAUUUGCAAAAGUAGAAAAUUAUGGACAAGAUUCAUUAAAACAACAGGAAACUUAUACUUCAGACAAAAUAAUCAGAAUAAAUGACUCUAUUCUACAACGAGAAACUAGACCAGAACUGGAACUGUCAAACUUAGAAUCUUCUCUGACACCAAACGUACCAGGUGGUUACGUUUCUACAUCGCCCUUUAUGGCAAGGCUACAAAGACCAUCACUUCAAAACCCAUAUGGGCAACAAAUUAGAGGAUCACCAGUAACUUUAAACACAAAAAGGAAUUUGCAAGGUCCUCCAGGCUUUGAGCCACAGGAAUCAUCUCCACCUGGUAUUACGUCUGUUCAGGAUCAAAAAGGACUAGGUGGCUAUAGAGAAAGGCCAGCUACGUCAACUGCCACUGAUAGGAAUCUAACAUCAGCAGGACCUCUAUCAUCUAGAUUUGAAGUGAAUGGACUCGUACAACAGGGGCGUGGUGACUACAAACACAUAAAAGAAGAGCAAAGCAAUCAAACGAAAUCUAGAACUAUAGAUCAAGAAUCUGGUAAUGACGGACUGAUAGCAUCUAGAAACUACGGAGUAGGAAAACUUGCUGUAGGAUUGCAAGGAAUAUCAGAGCUGGAAGGCAAAAGAUCAGAAAUUCAACAGCCUUCUAAAACUGGAGGUCAAGAAUCUGAUGGGAAGAAAACAGCUGCCUUAUUUGCAAUAGAUAAAGCUGAGCCAACUAGAGAUUCGAAAGGACUAAUAGAACAUGGAUCUUUAGGUUCCAGAGAAUACCAGCAAAAUGACUUACAAUCAUUUGUGGCAGUAAAUCAAAAAUCUGAAGGUUAUGAACCUAAUUAUGGAUUGGAUGCGGCUAUUUCAGUUUCAGAUAGAGUACGUAGUUUCAAAUCAGUUCCGAAUAGAAGGAAACCACAAGACAGUCAAGGACCAACUAGAAAAGAUACUGAAGGAUUUAAUGGCUAUGGACCAAGAGUAGUUGCUACCGUAGUAACCGAUAAUUACGAAUCAAGUACUGGAUCAAGAAGAUCUAGACCAGAAGAACCAGAUGUUCAAGGACAAUUUAGAAAAGAAAAUCAGUAUGAAAAAGAAAUACAAGGGCAAGUGCCAUCAAGACAAAUGUAUGAUAUUCGAGAACCAUAUGAGACUGAAUAUCAAGAGACAAAUCGUUUGGAAGGUCAAAUAUCUGAUGUUAAUCUACCAGUGACAGCAGGGAAGUAUGAAUCAAGUGGUGGAGCAUCUCCAUUUGAACAAGGAUUAAAUAUUCGAAAAACAUCUAAGGUUGGAAAUUUAACGACAAAUUCUGGCCUUAAUGAUGGUGAACAUAAAACGGCUGCUACAGUUUCCACAGAAGUUGGGUACGAAUCAACCAAUGAUACGGAAGGACUGCAAGGAUUAGUCAGUAAUGGAUCCACAUCAGAAUUGCUUAAGAGCUAUGCAUCAGAAUUCGCGGCAGCUGUGAGCGGAUUGAAUACAGAGAGACCAAUAAGAGCAUCUAGAAUUUCAAAUUCUGAUGACAAUUCUGAAAUUUCAUCGAUUGCAUCAUCUUUGGUACCUGGUAUUGCUAUUAAAUCACCUGCAGUCGCGAAUAGCUCUGCACAGCAAGUUAGUAUAGCUAAUCAAAGUUUGUCUAAUUGUAACGCCCUUAUUCAAACAUUGCUGGACAUUAUAUCCGCCCUUGUGAAUCUCCUUGGAUCAUGCAAUAUCAGGCAGUUUAAUGAUGUUGCUUCUAUUCUUCGAUGAUUGGUCAGUCUGUAACUAAAACCAUUAGCUAAUUCUUUUCAAAAUAUAGUUGGUGAAAUGCUAUGUGCCACAUACUUCAAUAAAUAUUAUCUGUCUAAAUA